GCAGAAGGAAGUUGGAGAGGUCAGGUUUGAGUAUAGCUUUGCAUCUGGCUAGUUGAUCAUGGAUCGGGGAGGGAGAAAGAGGGGGGGUUCGAUCUCUCGCGGGAUGCUUCCCUUGCUGGCGCUGCACGCGGUGACGGAGUAUUGCAGGCUCGACAGGAAACCGCCCCUCACGGCGGGGCUCAUGGCGGCGAACACCAUCGUUUACUUGAGGCCCGAAUUUCUCGAUCAUAUCAUCCCUUACAUCGACGAGGUGUGGUUCAAUCCCCACCUCGUUCUCAAGUACAAGGAUCUCAAGCGAUUUCUCCUUUCUCCAUUCUACCACAUCAAUGAAUCUCACUUGGUGUACAAUAUGCUGUCACUUUUAUGGAAAGGGAUUCAACUGGAAACGUCAAUGGGAACUGCAGAAUUCGCAUCCAUGAUUGCCGUUUUAGUUCCUAUGUCCCAAGGCAUUACUCUUCUGCUCUCCAAAUUGCUCUUAUUGUUCUUUGACUAUGACACUCCCUAUUACAGGGAAUAUGCUGUGGGGUUCUCUGGUGUCCUCUUUGCAAUGAAAGUUAUACUCAACGCACAAUCAGGGCCCUAUACAUACGUAAAUGGUCUAAUGGUACCCACCCGUUACGCUGCUUGGGCUGAACUCAUUCUCAUCCAGAUGUUCGUUCCCGGAGUCUCUUUCCUUGGCCAUCUUGGCGGAAUACUUGCUGGCCUUGGGUAUUUACACUUGAAGAGUUCAUUGUCUGGUUCCUCCAAUCCACUGAUCAAACUGGUCAGAGGCCUAGUUGGUGCAGUGAGUUUUCCUUUUAAGUACUUGUGGGGCAUAGGGUCCUACAGACGAAGAGUUCAUGGUCGGGGAGCUGUCGGAGGUAGGUGGGCUGGAAACAGAUCUGACACAUGGAGAUGCCAAGCAUGUACAUUUGACAAUUCAGGGCUUUUAACUUUUUGUGAGAUGUGUGGGACGGGUCGAUCCCAAGACUCGUCAUUUCACACCCCGACAAGUGAGGUUCAUGACAUUGCCUUGGAGGAAUUGCGUCGUCGGAGAGUUCAACGAUUCGGUGGCCUGUAAUCGUGCACGAGUCCAAGUGAUGAUGGGUGGGUUUCUGUGAGAACCUACUGCUGUCACAUUGCCGAGUUUCUGAAAGGAGAAAAAAAAGCCUGCGGAUGGUUUGGAAAGGGGCCUAUGUUCUUUGCCUUGAGAUAUAUUUACAGUCACACCAUGGGUGAUAACAAAAUUGACAAAGCUAUUGUUUCACUGACAAUGAUUUCUAUGGAGAAAUAAACAGUUCGAUUGUUAGAUUCCCAUGUCAUAUUAUUGACUGUUCGUAAACCUCACCGAACGUGUCCAUAUUAGAUAUAAAUAUAAUCCUCCCAGUGUCUCAUAAAAAGAUUCCAAUCUU
Molecule: messenger RNA, 1391 nt
Organism: Cuscuta campestris
Lineage: Eukaryota; Viridiplantae; Streptophyta; Magnoliopsida; Solanales; Convolvulaceae
Source: the annotation of a GenBank genome assembly